CAGGGUAGUAGGGCAGUUGGUGCAUUGAACCUGCUGCAGACUCCGGCUCAGAGAGACAUGGCUCGUGGGAUUCAUUUGGGGAUGUUGCUGAUUUUUGUUCAAGCAGAGCAUGUUUGCUGUUCAUGGGCCACACAAGCUCACGGCUCCCAGAGACCAAACGACAACACAUAUGUUGGCUUCUCACAACGCGACGGUGAUGAAACCAGACUUGGUGGCAGUUAUCCCCAGAAUAAAUUCAGACAGGCCUCCAGCAGCUUUAACCCAGAGCCUGUAGUUGGUAGCAGUUAUUAUAAUAACAAUAAUAAUCAUAAUCAGGGCUCUUCACAGCCAGCUCAGAGCAGCAGUGGCUACUCAUCAGUCCGGUUUGUGCAGGGUAAAGUGUCAAAGCCCAACUGGCCAACGUCUGUGCCCAACAACUUUAACACUCAAAAAGCAGAAACACCACAGAAGUCCAGGUUUGACCUCUCUACUUCUAUAGUGAGUGGAAAUUCUGUGCCCAACAACUUUAACACUCAAAAAGCAGAAACCCCACAGAAGUCCAGGUUUGGCCUCUCUACUUUGAUAGCGAGUGGAAACUCGGUGUCCAAGUAUUCGACCGAGAAAAGCUACACGGCGAUCAGGCCGAGGAGUUGGCCAGAGGAGCAGGGAACCCGUCGCACCGGUCAGUAUCUGCCUCGCAGCUCUGAGUUCUCUCUUGAGAGAAACUACUUGACCUCGUCCUCGCAGCAGUCUGCAGCACAGAGGCCUCGCAGCUCUCCUGCCAACACUCCGGCCUUCUCCUCUCAAGGACGCUCCUCCGCUCCUCCACCUGCACAGAAGGCCAGUUUGUUCAGAUCAAACUCUUACGUUCCAUACAAGGUGCAAAUGAGAACCUCAGCCACGGCUCCUGCUCGGAGACUGACCUCCAAACACGCUCGGCUCUCGUCCGCCGGGCCUGACAACACAUACCAGAGCGAGUCCGCUCCCAACAUGGACUCAAGUGCUGUGUUUGCACCGAGGAGCAUGCAAGUGAAAACAAACCAGAGGUUUAACAACAACAACCCCAGGUACACGUCUGAGCAGAACCAGGCUGGGGUGAGCUCGCUGUGGAACACAAACGCAGGCCAGCCUGGAUCUAAUCCUGGAUCUAAUGCUGGAUCUCAACGCUUCGCUCCAACCAAGACCCUCAGCAUCCCCGAGCGCUUCGGAGGCUUUGCCAUCAGGCGUCUGAGAGACCCAGUCCACCAGAAACCAGCUCCACCGCAGCGCCACGCGGCUCCUUCACAGAAGACUGCGUCGUACGACCCACAGCAGGGUUUUCAUGAGCCGAGCCGGUGGGUGAACGUCAGAGCAGGACAGAGGCAGCAGUGACCUGAUCCUGGAAUGUUUGUGUUUAAAAUAAAUCAUUUUAAAUCUGGACUUGAA
Messenger RNA from Solea solea (common sole), 1404 nucleotides. RefSeq lists its product as uncharacterized. The transcript has 4 exons. The coding region runs from base 58 to 1350 and encodes 430 amino acids. The record is from RefSeq and is a predicted model, not a curated record. Lineage: Eukaryota; Metazoa; Chordata; Actinopteri; Pleuronectiformes; Soleidae.